Molecule: messenger RNA, 4440 nt
Organism: Chara braunii
Lineage: Eukaryota; Viridiplantae; Streptophyta; Charophyceae; Charales; Characeae
Source: the annotation of a GenBank genome assembly
GGGAUGUUAAGGGGGUUAUGGGGGGAGUAUGAGGGUGUUGGGGGGCGGUAUGGGGGUGUUGGGGGGGUGUAUGGGGGUGUGGACGGAGGGGAAUGGGGGUGUUGGUGGGGUAAUUGGGGGGGGGGGGGGGGGUGGUGGGGGGGUGUAUGGGGGUGUGGACGGAGGGGAAUGGGGGUGUUGAAGCCCAAGGGGAAAGCAUUUGGCUCGGCAAUUGUCAGCAGGAGGGUCAUCACAGUUGAACAUGUUGCGAGCAUCCAUGGUUGGCGGGCGCCUUCACUUUGUGAAGUUUGAGACCAGCAAACUCAACGAGUGCUUGGAGUUCAUAGAGUCAAUGAAACUUCAUUGCUUCAAUUAUCUAGGACUGGAUGGCCAAGAAGACACCAUCUGGGGGUAUGGUGCAGGGAAGUGCACGACGAUAAAGGCUACAGGUGGUGGAGCUUACAAGUAUGCUGAGAUGUUCAAGGAGAGACUGGGGAUUACCCUGGAGAAAGAGGACGAGAUGAUUUGUCUUGUUUCAGGGGCCAACUUCCUCUUGAGGACUAUCAGAGAUGAAGCAUUUACGCAUUUGCAGGGUCGAAGACAAUUCGUUGAGAUUGACACAAAAGAUCUCUUCCCUUAUAUGCUAGUUAACAUUGGCUCUGGCGUCAGCAUGAUUAAGAGGAAACGUUAUGGUUUGGGCUGUAAUGUCUCGUUUGUUGGUUUUAGCUUUGAUGAUAUUCUGGAGCUGAGUCAGAAGGGCAACAAUGCAGCUGUCGACAUGCUGGUAGGCGACAUCUAUGGUGACUUGGGCUACUCCAAGGUGGGGCUUGCAGCAACAACCAUCGCAAGCAGCUUUGGCAAGGUGGUUUCAGAGAACAAGGAGCUGCCAGAUUACAAUCCAGAGGACAUUGCCCUGAGCCUUCUGCGUAUGAUCUCCUACAAUAUUGGCCAGAUCGCAUACUUAAAUGCAUUGCGAUAUAACCUAAAGCGGAUUUUCUUCAGUGGAUUUUUCACUCGUGGCCAUGCGUACACUAUGGACACAAUGUCGUUCGCCGUUUCAUUCUGGUCAAGAGGGGAAAUGCAAGCUAUGUUUCUACGACAUGAGGGGUUCCUUGGUGCGUUGGGUGCAUUUAUGAGCCAUGAUGACCGAACAAGUUUGUCUCUGUUGACUCCAAGUCAAUGCAUUGAACGAUUCCCUGUGGGCGCUCCAUUUGCGGGUGGUGAGGUCCAUGGUCCUCCAAUACGUGAUGUUAAUGAGAAGGUCUCAUGGGUGGAGAAAUUUGUGAAGAUCGGAUCAGACAUUACAGGUCCCACUCCCACAGGCACAAUUACUGCAGAUGGUGAGGCCUGUGCUAGCGCUGAUGGUCUAGUUGAGAGGAAAGCAGUUGAUGACACAGGCUCAUCCAUGGCGGUUGGAGUACUGCAUCUGUGUCCACUGCUCGAGCCAUUCCCACUUCUGGCCAAUGCACAGACGUAUGAGCCAAAUACAGUGGACCUAGCAGAAGCUGAAGAGAGGGAGUACUGGCUUGAUAUUCUGGAGGGACACCUUCCCGGCUUAGUGGAAAAGGCUGUUGCUUGUGAGGGAGGCACAGAUGAUGCGAAGAGGAGGGGUGAUGCGUUUGCUCGUGCCUUCCGUGCACACCUUGCAAGGUUGAGAGAAGAUCCUGCUGCAUAUGGGAAGAUGGGACUUGCUAACCUUUUGGAGAUGCGAGAGGAAUGUCUGAGAGAGUUCCAGUUCAGGGAUGCCUAUCGUGCUGUGAAACAAAGGGAGAACGAGGCAUCGCUUGCAGUGCUACCAGACCUACUGGCAGAACUUGAUUUCCUGGAUCCUGAAAAGCGGCUGUUGGCGAUAGUGGAGGGAGUUUUGGCGGGAAAUAUCUUCGACUGGGGUUCCAAGGCUUGUGUAGAGCUGUAUACUAGCGGGACAAUUAUGGAGAUCUACCGAAUGAGCAGGAGUAAGCUACAGCGACCAUGGAGGGUGGAUGACUUUGAUGCCUUCAAAGAGCGCUUCUUCUGCAGGCAUGGAACUCGACAGGCGGAGAAUGGCGCAUUGAGACCUUCAUACCAGCGAGCAUUGCUGUUUGCUGACAACUCAGGUGCUGACAUUGUACUGGGUAUGAUCCCUUUCGCAAGGGAGCUAUUGCGGAAUGGCACUGAGGUGGUCCUUGUCGCCAAUGCUCUUCCAGCGAUCAAUGAUAUCACGAUAAGCGAAUUGCACGGUGUUAUUUCUGCUGCUGCCGAACAUUGCAAAGUGAUACAAUCGGCUGCCGAUAUUGGAGUUUUCAGUAGCAGCUCGACCUCUCCAGAAAGGUCCAGCUCCCCUGGAAUAAAAGCCUCUCAGCCAUCCGAUGGGGAAUCAGCUACAUCGGGACCUGGACUUUGGAUUGUCAGCAGUGGCUAUGGCUCUCCUUGUAUUGAUUUCCGGCAAUUGGCAAUGAUCAAGAAUGAGCGACUCGCGAAGCAGUUGGUUGGUGGGUCUAUCUAUGACUGCAUCUGCAAGUUCGAGCCCGCAGCCUAAGCUUGUGUGAACGCUCGGGGACUCUUGCACUGAUGCAACGAGGUUGCGAGAGGACACAUCCUGCACAGUGAGUCAAUCGCAGGAUGCUUGGAAGGUCCAAGAUCAACUCACAAAAAGUCGAACCCUUGACCUGCACAGUGAAUCAGGCACAGGAUGCUUGGAAUUCCCUGACGAACUCACCGGGGAUUGAGCCUGUGACAGGAUGCUUGGGAAUAAAACCUGCGAUCGGCACAGCGACGAAAUAAGAGGUCGAAGAUAGACGCACACGCAAUUGAACCUGUGACCUGCACAGUGAGUUGCAGAGAUGCUUGGAAGUCCAAGACCUGCACAGUGAAUCACAGGAUGCCUGGGAGUCCAAGAUCAACUUGAAGGAUUCGAACCUGUGACCUGCAAAGUGGCUCGCACGAUGCUUCAGCUUUGUCAAGCAUGCUUCAAGUUUCGAACAGUCCUUUGAGAGGUAGCAGUGCUUCAGCUUUGUCAACCCCGAUCCAGUAAUAUUGUCGGAGAGAAGAAGCCGAUUUUUAUUAUCUUGUAGAGAGCUCUUACAUCGACUCCACAUGACGUCUGUCUGAAUUGCAUGUACUGUACCUUUGCCGUCUCUGUGUCGCAGAGCGAGUCCCAGCCUGACAGGUAACUGUUCCUGCUGGAAUCAGAUGCAUAUAAGAAAUGUUAGGGGCUAUCUGCAGCUGCCCCCUUUAGAGAGGGGGGGAAAAAGCUACCAUCUUCACCCGAAUACAACGUACAAAUGUACGGUCGUUAGUGCUGUAUCUAGAUUCUAGACUCAAUGUUGCCGCAAAGAAACAGCUAUAAUAACCGAACGUUGUAUUCGGGUGAAGACGGUAGUGUGAACCUUCUUACAAGCAAAGUGGCUUUGUUCCUUGAGGAAGUCCCGCUCAACUACUAGCACGUGUCGGAUGUCCGCAACAUAGUAAUGCUGCUGGUUUCCCUUGCUGGAAAGGGGCCCCAUGAUAAGGAGACAGCGGGCUGUUUCCUCGUUUGAAUGCGUUGGAGAGUGCUACGCGGCUCGGGCGCCUCUGUCCAGCAAGGUGUAUGAUUUACUACUAGUCUAAUAGCCUAGUAAUAGGAGCCAUUUUUUUUCGGAAACCGAAAGGAACUGUAGGAAGGGGCAACGAGGAGGCUGGUUUUGUGUAAUUGGUGAGGUUAACAGGGUACGCUGGACCCGUUUUCCAGCAGGUGCAGCUUCCCAGCAAUGGAACGGAGCCAUCUAAGACCGGGAACGGUGGCGGGGGUGUCUGUUCUUAUCAGCACCCCCCCCACACCCCGUCGUCGAUGUUGAACAAAAAAAAGAAGAAGGGUAUGCUACUAUGAUAUUAUGUUAUUGAAUGGGAUAGCUAGAGUGUCUAAGAAGAGACUACAAGAGUACGAUAACCCCCAGGGCAUCAAGUUAGAGAGCAGAUGUGAGCAAUCGAUUUUGCGGUUUGGAACACGAGUUGGCAGGGGCUGAGCAUGACCUUCAUAGGCACAGACUUCUGCCUUGGCCGCAGAUUAAACUUUGAAUACGUCCGCUGUGGAGUCUAUUGGGUGCAACGUGACCGCAGCAGGUUGGUGUUGUGCACUUGCUGUGGAGGAGGUUAACAGGGUGUGUCGGUAAGUUUCUAUCUUAUUCUGUGGCAUUGAAUGGGAUGCGGGAACCGCCUGACAGGAGGCUAUAUAUAGCAUGGCUCAGGGCACAAGUGAGUGUGUGCAAGUGAGUGCUCAGAUUUUGGGAAUUGAAAAACAACUGGGUAGACUGAGCCUUGGAUUGACCCAGCAGUCUUCCUGGACCUCUCUCGGCUUCAACUUUUGUCCGUCCGUGAGUGAUGUCUGUCUGCACUUGCUUGUGGUGAUUUGCUCUGUAACCAGGGAUGUGGAAUCCAAAUCAGGGGGUACGAGGGAUGUUGAAUCGAAAUCAGGGGGUACGAGAGGUGUUGCAUCCAAAUCAG